Molecule: messenger RNA, 1710 nt
Organism: Aspergillus heteromorphus CBS 117.55
Lineage: Eukaryota; Fungi; Ascomycota; Eurotiomycetes; Eurotiales; Aspergillaceae
Product: Gfo/Idh/MocA family protein
Exons: 2
Coding region: 1-1710 (569 amino acids)
Molecular function (GO): nucleotide binding
Source: RefSeq, a predicted model, not a curated record
AUGCCCUGCUGCUGCUCGACCAACCAGCGCCGCGGCUUUCUCAUCCCCCGCAAUCCCUUGCAUUGGCGGACCCAUCCCCUCACCACCCCCCGUCCCCUCCGCUUCCUCAUCAUCGGCGCCGGCUCCCGAGGCACUGCAUACGCCCGCGCAGUCACCACCGCAACCCAAGGCACCAUCCACGCCGUCGCCGAACCUCACCCCUUUAAGCGUCAGUUCCUCGGCCGAUCCUACAUCUGGGGCGAGGAUGGCACUCCCCAGGAUGGCCAGGAAUUCGCCGACUGGCGCGACUGGCUCCAAUGGGAGCUGAAACGACGAGAGACGCUAUCCACCCUCAACACCAGCACCCCCAGCCCAACCCCCAUCGGCGUCGACGGCGUCUUCAUAUGCACGCUCGACUCGACGCACGUCUCAAUCCUCCACGCCCUGGCGCCCCUCAAACUGCACAUCCUCUGCGAAAAGCCGCUCGCGCUCUCCCUAACCGACUGCCUCUCCAUCUACCGGAUCCUCACCCCCAACCAGUCCACAAACAUCUUCUCCAUCGGCCACGUCCUGCGCUACAGCCCGCACAACACCCUCCUGCGCUCCCUCCUCCUCGUCGACCGCGUCAUCGGCGACAUCAUCUCCCUCGAACACACCGAGCCCGUCGGCUUCUGGCACUUCGCGCACAGCUACGUCCGGGGCAACUGGCGCCGCGAGACCCCCACCGGCGACGGCUCCCUCCUGACCAAAUCCUGCCACGACAUCGACUUCAUCAUGUGGCUGAUGUGCUCACCAGCUCCGAAUGCGGCCUCUCGUGCUCCCCAUCAUCUUCCAAGCACCAUCUCUUCAUCCGGCGUGUUGUCGCAGUUCAUCAAGGCCAGGAAACCAGCGAAGGCGGGGCCGGCGACCAAUUGUUUGGCGUGUCCCGUCGAGAGGGACUGCGUUUACAGUGCCGUCAGGAUUUAUCAUGAUAUGCAUCUGGAGAAGGGCGACAUCGACUGGCCGGUUAAUAUCGUUUGUGAGGAUAUUGAAGAUGUUGUCAGAGCAGCUUCUGCUACGGCGGAUGAAUCCAACCCCCCCAACACCGAUAUCAAUUCCCCCAAAUCGCACCUCUUCGCCCGCCUCGCUGAAGACUACCCACCCCCCACCACCCCCGAACAAGAAACCGCCAUCCACUCCCGUCCAUGGUACGGCCGCUGCGUCUACGAAUCCGACAACUCCGUCCUCGACUCCCAAACUGUCACCCUCACCUGGUCCUCGUCCCCCGCACAGCCCAACAAUAACGGUGCCACCUUCCACCCCAAAACCGCCCUCUUCCACAUGAUCGCCGCCACCGAGAAACAGUGCGAACGCCGCGGCCGCAUCUACGGCACCGCCGGCGAACUCACCUACGACAGCCGCACCAUCACCAUCUACGAUUUCCAGACCCGGUCGUCGCGCACCAUCGACGUCCCGCGGCCCCCGAACCCCGAGGAGGAGAAGGCCCAUGGCGGUGGCGAUUAUGGCCUGGCGAGGGGGUUCGUGGAUGCCGUUGAUAAGGUGGUCAAUUGGGGGUGGGAGGUCGACGAGGCGCAGAGGACGUUUGUUGGGUGUGAUUUGGAAGAAGUGGUUAGGAGUCAUGCGGUGGUUUUUGCGGCGGAGGAGGCGAGGAGGGAGGGGGUGGUGGUUAGGUGGGGGGAGUGGUGGGAGAGGAAACUUGGGGAUGUGGAGGAGGGGGGGAGGGAGGUUUAG